UUCAUAGGUUUGAAAAUACAAUUUCGUCUCUCCUUUGCAUGUUCUCCCGCCAAGCUGGGCUCAGCCGUUUCUCUGAGAGAGAGAGAGAGAGAGGCUGUAUGUAGAUGAUCGUGGCUGAAAAUGGAGGCGAAAAGGUGGAUCGAUGUAGACGAGAGCGCAGCGGAGAUGCUUGCUAGGGUUUCAACCGAACGCCCCUUUCUCCUUCUUCCUCCGCUUCACCGUCUUCCUCUGCGCGUCGGCAAUGUCGUCGAGCUCGUCGGUCCCUCUCCUUCUUCUAAAACUCUCAUCUUAAUUCAGGCUGCUAUUAGUUGCAUUCUUCCUAAGGAAUGGAAUGGGGCCCACUACGGAGGUUUGGAGCGUCCGGUGAUGUUCAUUGACCUCGAUUGUCGCUUCGAUAUUUCAUGCCUUUCGAAAAUGUUAAAGCAGCGAAUGAUGGAAGCAACUGGGUCAAUCGUUGAGAGAAAUCAGGAGCAAGAUAAUGUUGAUACUCAGUCAUGUCAUAAAAUAAGGAAAUCUCAUAUUGCUUAUGAUGUGGAAUUAUAUGCUUUGUGCAUGAGACGGUUCUUGUAUGUCCGCUGUUAUGAUAGCUUUGAGUUUCUUGCCACUCUCAAGACAUUGUAUCAUCAGCUUAAUGAGGUAAAAGAAGAACAAAGAUCAAGUGUGUACUUGCUAAUGAUUGACAGCAUUGGAGCUUUUCAUUGGAUAGAACGUGCCUUGACAUUAUCUCUGUCAAGGAAUACAAACAGCUUAGUUUGCAGGAAAAGCUUUUCUCUUCAGAGUAUUUCAGAAACUGUAGUUCAGGAGAUGAAGAAGCUUCUACUCGUGCACCCCAUGCUUGUUAUAGCUACAAAAACAACCAAUUUGGGGGAAAGAUAUUCUGCCAAUGAGGUUCAGCGAAAUUUUUUUUUCCCGGACACCCCAGAUUAUAGGAAUGUAGCAAGUACUACUCACAAACUACCCUAUCGUGAGUAUAUGCCCUCUGUCUGGCAGUCUUUUAUCACACACAGAAUACUAGUACGAGCCUCAGCUGAUGAUAAUCUCACUACAAGGCAUCAUCAAAAUUGCCCAGUCUACAUAUCUGAAUGGUUACUGCCUCAAUUGAAUGUUUUGGACAAAUUUAUAGUGAAAGAUGGCUUCAUCUUUAUUGUCCUAUGAAGUGAAUUCUGGUGUGAUAUUGCUUCCGAUCCUCUUCCCUCAUUCUAGAUGUCUUUUCUAAGACCGGGUACUUUUCUCCAAUAAUGUAGGUCCUUAAUUUUUGUAUUUUUCAGUUAUCCCACAAUUAUGAA
This is a messenger RNA of Morus notabilis, 1286 nucleotides long. Its product is annotated as DNA repair protein XRCC2 homolog. The transcript has 10 exons. The coding region runs from base 121 to 1155 and encodes 344 amino acids. The record is from RefSeq and is a predicted model, not a curated record. NCBI's taxonomy places the organism in Eukaryota, Viridiplantae, Streptophyta, Magnoliopsida, Rosales, Moraceae. Gene Ontology annotation, biological process: double-strand break repair via homologous recombination. Gene Ontology annotation, cellular component: replication fork; Rad51B-Rad51C-Rad51D-XRCC2 complex. Gene Ontology annotation, molecular function: ATP-dependent DNA damage sensor activity; DNA binding; ATP binding.